Echinostoma caproni is the source of this 732-nucleotide messenger RNA. The record is from the annotation of a GenBank genome assembly. Lineage: Eukaryota; Metazoa; Platyhelminthes; Trematoda; Plagiorchiida; Echinostomatidae.
AUGGAAAAAUAUGACAAUCUGGGAAUGGUUGGCGAAGGAAGUUACGGAAUGGUGAUGAAAUGCAGAAAUAAAGAAACGGGGCAACUGGUUGCAAUAAAGAAAUUUCUAGACAGUGAGGAGGACAAGUUGGUUAAGAAGAUUGCUGCCAGAGAGAUAAAAAUGCUGAAGCAACUCAGGCAUGAUAAUCUGGUGAAUUUGCUAGAAGUCUUUCGGAGAAAAAAACGCUUAUAUUUGGUAUUCGAGUUUGUUGACCACACUGUGUUGGAAGACCUGGAAAACAACCCCAAAGGGUUGAGCGAAAUAACAACUAAAAAGAUUCUGUUUCAAGUAGUGCGCGGCAUAGAAUUCUGCCAUGUUCACAAUAUUAUUCACAGAGAUAUAAAACCAGAAAAUGUGCUUGUCAGCCGGAGCGGUAUUGUAAAAUUAUGCGAUUUUGGAUUUGCUCGAACACUGGCUGCUCCGGGUGAGGUGUACACAGAUUACGUUGCUACCAGAUGGUACCGUGCUCCAGAGCUUCUUGUGGAUCUGUUUAUCUUCAUGUUAAUAAUUUCGGCCUUAUUGUUUAACGAGUUUCAUUUUACUUGCUCCAUAUUUGUGAACAAAAUUACACUUUUCGUUAGAUUAAAGCCGAAAAUUGUAAUUUCAAAGAAGGAAAACAUUCCAAGUGAACACAUUGUUACAAAGAAAGAAACAGAAAAGGAAAGAAGUUACAAAGAAGUACAUCAUAAAUGA